Molecule: messenger RNA, 4673 nt
Organism: Bombyx mori (domestic silkworm)
Lineage: Eukaryota; Metazoa; Arthropoda; Insecta; Lepidoptera; Bombycidae
Product: zinc finger protein 570
Exons: 7
Coding region: 868-2865 (665 amino acids)
Cellular component (GO): nucleus
Molecular function (GO): zinc ion binding
Source: RefSeq, a predicted model, not a curated record
CUUUGUCAUAAUUUCAACUACUCUACUACUUUCAUUAUUUUUCAAUGUAUUGUAUGAUGCACCGGAAACUAUAACCUAUCAGUUGUUAAUUAAAAUACCACGUUAUUCUGAUAUACAACGUAAUUUGUGCUCGUUGUAGCCUUACCGAAUAGCGAAAGUGGUGAAUGUUUUAAAAUUCUCUAAUUUUGAAUUAUGAUUUUCUAAGAAAUGGUCUACAAACACUUAAGGUUAAGUGCUCGUAGGAAUAAUCCAUGGUCAAGGUCAAAAUCCAUAGCAAAACAUUUUAAUUUAUUCAACUAUCGACUGUAACACGUAGGUCGUAGAGCAUAACUUCAAUAUUAAUAAAAAUGUAAUAUGAAAGAGCUCCACACGCAGUUUCAUGCACUCGCUCCAUCUCACUCCCUCGUAUUCGUGCCAUAUGUCGCCUUAUCUCUUUACGUGGACUCGUGUCGGUUCGAGACUCUUUCGGGUGGACUCGCCGCGCCACGCCUCCGCGCCGCGCGGUACCUAAUACCUAUGCUCUAAUCAUGUCCGCAUGUCCGUCAUGUUCAACGCGUUCGUAGUUCCUGCAUAACAGUACACUUGGAAUGGAAAUGGAACUGUCUGAACAUGUUAAUUUUGACAACUCGGAUUGAAUGAUAUAGUUCCAUAUGAGGACAUAGUUCCAGGAACUAUUUAGGUCCGGAACUACGCAUGUCUACUCAACAUUAGUCAACAAUGUCAAUUGUCAACAUGGCGUGCUGUCAGCGUAUGUUUUGGGAAUUGUUUUAACCGUGUUUUAACAUUUUCUUAAUUUUUUUGCUUAAUCUCUUGGUUGAUCAAUAACUGCUGACUCAAAGCGAAUUUUAAUUUAAUGAAAAUAAAAAAAUGGAAACUGAAGUGAAAAUGUACUUCGGGAGAUGCAGAUGCUGUUUGGAAUAUGGUUAUUUAAAAUAUUUAUGGUCCGAACAUAAAUGGCAGGGACAUACAGAGGUGUACGGCGAAAUGUUAACGAAAUGCUACGCUUUUUCGUGGAUCCAGUUAGACUCUGAAGAUUACAAUCAAAUCUGUGAUCCAUGCAUAAAGAGGCUAAGGGAGUCGUGCAGUUUUAGGAAUUUAGUUAUAAGAUCCCAGAAACAACUGAUGGACGAGAUAAGUAAUGGCCAUGAAUCAACAAUAAAAAUUGAGUAUGUAAAUGAAGCAGAGAAAGACUCAUCGGAGCCAGAACUCAUGAGGGAUAGUGUGUAUGAAGAAGUGGAAUUUUUAGAUGAUGUUCCUGUUGAUGUCAAACCGAAAGAGAAUGUAGACAGAAAAAGAAUGAGCAUCAGUCCAACAAAGAGAAAACUUCCGAACAAACAAGCAAAGAACAUUGACAAUAGGUUAACAAAAUAUGUUGUGGGAGACCCAGAGAAGACUAUGGAUGUGUCGCGAAGUAAAAAAAACUCACGUAUAGAUACUACAAAUCACAAUGGGAAUUCAAAUAGAAUGUUGACUGAGGAAUUGGAUGAGUAUUCAGAUAAACAGACUUUGGUGCCAAAAAUUGAAUUCUUAGAAGUGGAAAGCCAAGAAAUCGUUGAAGAAAUUAACAAGGAUGAGGAAAUUGGACUCGAGAAGAAAACAUAUGAAGAAGUGGAGUAUUUAGAGGAAGAUGUUACAGACAACAGUCAACUAGAGAAAGAUCCGAUAACAGUUUGCUUAACCCGGAAAUGGCCCAAGAAACUACCCCGAGCCGAACGCAACAAGAGGUAUCUUCAGUACACCGAGGAGGAUCUGAGGAAUGGCGUGGAGGCAGUCAGAAACAACAGAAUGUCUAGAUUAGAAGCGGCUGAAUUCUAUAACGUUCCGAGGAAGACUUUGGCUGCCAAACUCAAAAUGGACGAGGAGAGUGUAGACCCGGCACGAGAAGAGAUGUACGUAUUCAUAAAGGAAAUAAAAAAAAUACUCUCAUUCACGAAUGCCACGCCCUACAAAAGUAAAAUGUCCACCUACAGCUGCGCCUAUUGCACCGAAGUGUAUUUCCAAACGGCGGACGACCUCCGCAACCACACGCGCACAAACCACAUCGACGAGCGAACGAAGAAGGUCGACCUCAUGAUGAGACCUCACGCGAUGAACGAAAUCUUAAAGUUAGACGUGAAAAACCUCAUUUGUGUGGUCUGUUGCAUCCCGAUGGACGACUGGAAUGGUCUAUUUAGGCAUUUAAAGAAUACACACGGUAUCGUCUUCACCUACGCGUACAAAAGGGUCAUUCCGUAUAUCUUGGACGAGGAGCCUGACUGCGUGCUCUGCAAGCAACACUUCACGAACUAUGUCCAGCUCGACGUCCACAUGAACAGCCACUACGACAACUACGUCUGUGACGAUUGCGGCCAGACCUUCAUAUCGGCUGCCAGGCUAAAGAAUCACUCCAAGAAGCACGAUGUUGGGAAGCACACGUGCAAAUACUGCAACAAAGUGUUCGGUCUAGAGCAUUACCUCAAGAAGCACGAGGCGGUCGUUCACAAAGCCAGGUUGUACUACAAGUGUUACCACUGCCCGGAGAAGCUGCCAAGCGAUAGGGAGAGGAAGGAGCAUAUCGAAGCGAACCACAGGGAGAAAGUUAAGGAGAUCAGCUGUGACAUGUGCGGCAAGAUAUUCAAUUGGCGGCAGUACUACAUCGCGCAUCUGAGGAAGGUCCAUGGCGACAGGAAAUACGAGUGCACAGUUUGCGAUAAAAAGUUUUCUCAGAAUGGAGAUUUGAGUCGGCACGUCGAGUCCAGGCAUAACGGCGCCAAGAACCACGUGUGUCCGAUGUGCGAAAGGAGAUACUCCUCGAAAGCGGCGCUGGUGACGCACUUCAAAAUUCAUUCGAACAAUAACGAAGUUGUCGUUAUAAAUUACACAUAAGCAACUCUUAGGGUUCUCACUAGCUGUACGAUUUUAGCGAAUCGUAAACAAAACUUCAUUGACGGUUUAAUUUCGCCUCUUUAUGAUGUCAAUUAACUUUUUGACUGCCCUGUUUGUAGGUAUAAUGACCGAGCGGGUGAUAUGGCUUGGUCGAAGAUUAUUCCUCCGUGAUUAUACCUACAAACUGACGGUCCGAAUGUUGUUCGGAACUUGUAUAUAUGCAAGCUUAUUUUGAAAAUGUCGCAAACGAGAUUCAGGUAUUUGUUAAAUAUAUUGUGUUGUAUGAUUGCUGCCGCCACACCAUUUGGGUCACACGUGCACUUGCAGCGCACUGAAGUAAUUAUUUCGAUCUAGUAAGCCAAUCCGUAGAGUCCCAGAAUGAAUCUAAGAGUAAGAGACCUAAUUACGUUAUACGUUAGAAAUAAAAGAAACCAAAGUUGGACGAUCCAGAAAUCGACAUAAUUACUUUAGUGUGCCGUGUAAGGCACCACGGGUUUACGUGGCGGUCAAAGGGUUAAUUUAUCUGGACUGGGUUAAUUAUUGAAAAAAUUAUCGAUAGAGAUUUAAAUCGUUUUAUUGCAUAGUACAAUGAUACACACUGUCUUAUUUAGGAAGAGUACCUAACCUAUUUUAUUAAACGACUCUACAAUGAGUAGAUGUGUAGAUGCGACAUUUAAUAUUUGAUGCAGAAUACAUUAGGGCAAAGAACGUUUGAGAGUUAUGUACUUACUUUGCAAUAUUAUUUGCGACGUUACACAAAAACUGGACAGCUGUCUUCAAUCACGGAUGCCAUUAAUAAAGGCGAGAUUAAACCGUAAAAUUAAUUGUAAGCUAUGUUUGAUAAAACUGAUAAAAGUAGAAAAUAAACGAUAAGCCAUUGAAAUGUAAAUUUGUUAAUUUUGUAAAAAUAAAACUAAGCACUAGUCUCCAUGAAAUAACUCUCCACAGGAUAGAAUUUUCGCGCGAUACUGACAAAUGACGUCAUUGUUGCGUUGAAUUCAUUUAAAACGGAGAUUCGAACACUGAGGUAAGUAUCAGUUUUUUAAAAACAAAUACGUACCGAACAUGUAUCAAAAAAACAAUUUAAAUGUACUACGGGACGAACAGACAUAUUACAAAUUUAUUUGUACAUUUCUUGCAUCAAAUGAAGGUAAAAUUAUAUUUUCUUCUACAGAGACGGUUAGCAUUUUUUUUUCAAUUUUUGCUCACUUAUAUUAUAGAUCCAAUGGAUGUGGAAGAAAAUGGUUCGUCCGAAGAAUCUGUUAUUAGAGUCAAAAAAAAACCUAAUUUUUUAACGACUUAUUUUCUGAAAGUGACUCACCUGUGAUGCACGUCACCCCAUGCAAUAGUCAAGUGUGACGUACCGGUGGGUCACGCGGCCGCGCCGGCGCCGGCGUGAACAUACUAAAGGAUGUUUAUUUUUGGAAUGAAAGGUCCGUUUUAUUUGGUAUCAGUAUCAACAAUUCGAUGUUUUUCAUUAAACUUCAAUAUUAAGACCCAAUUCAAACAGCUGAAGUACUUAGCUUUUUUUUGUUAUGAUAUGGUUUUCCAAAUAUUUUAACUUUAAAAGGCUCUUCUGUAAAGUUGUAACAAUAUCGCUUAAAACAAAUGUUAUUCACCCCUCGAUACGUACCGAACAGGUAUCAACUAACCAAUUUAAUUGUAAUACGGGACGAACAGACAAUAUUAUAAAUAUAUUUGUACUUUCUAUUGAUGUCGCGUCAUAUGUACUUUUGUAGUGUUGUGAAAAAUGUAGUCGCUAAAAGCGAGACUAUAAGCGAGAAAUAAAGAUUUAUUUUGUACGUGUA